AUGGCAUGGUCUCAAUUCAACAUCCCCUCGAACGGUUCCGGUACGCCUGAUGAGCAGCAGAAUGCUAGGGGUAUUUGUUACCCCUAUGAGUCUACUGCUCACCAGGCCCCGCCCUCCCUCGCGGCCGAGCCAUCGAUGUUCUCCGAGAACCAUCUUCAGUACAAUACUUCCAUGCAACACCCCUCCGCACCAGCUCAUUCCAGCUACCCCGUGCCUUUUCGUUUCACUCAUACCGACUUCGAUCCUCCCAAUCCCAAUACAGUACACCACCCCUCGAUCGAGAACAACAGGCUCAGAGAGCCCUCCAUGGGGUAUCUCAGCUCUGGGCCUAGUAGUGCAUGCACUACGCCGUCGGGGUCGAGAGGAUCCACUCCCGCUAUGCAAGAGCUCCCCCAAUCAGGCAUCGGUGGUCAUGAAAUCCAGACUACCUAUGGCGCUGCCCAAAGACUUCAACCGAGGCAAGAGUCAGUCAUUUCUCUAGUGCCAAGCUAA
Messenger RNA from Penicillium expansum, 492 nucleotides. RefSeq lists its product as uncharacterized. The record is from RefSeq and is a predicted model, not a curated record. NCBI's taxonomy places the organism in Eukaryota, Fungi, Ascomycota, Eurotiomycetes, Eurotiales, Aspergillaceae. The transcript has a single exon. The coding region runs from base 1 to 492 and encodes 163 amino acids.